This is a messenger RNA of Heterotrigona itama, 1102 nucleotides long. The record is from the annotation of a GenBank genome assembly. NCBI's taxonomy places the organism in Eukaryota, Metazoa, Arthropoda, Insecta, Hymenoptera, Apidae.
GUUCAAACCGUAAUUUAUACGGUCGGCGUGGCGCGCGUUCGCGCUUUUGGCGAUCUUCCCGCUAGAGAGCGCCUCGAUGGACGAAUACCAGACAUUCCAGCGUAAUGUUUAAGUAGUGGGGAAUCGAGGCUGGCUCUCGUGUGUCAAAGAGCCUGUGUUCCCUGUGUGUUCGAUCGCAUACCAUUAGAUUUUCCAUCGUUUUCAAUGAAAAUACAUACCGUGCGUUGGUUCGACGCGCCAGCGGAUAUCGUGCCGGAUGUUUGAUCGUCUGUUAGCUGGCUUGUCAACGCAGAAACAUCGACUUUCACGAAACGGUGAAAAUUGGUGGACCGAGUAUACCUUUGUUCCCGUUUUCGAAGAGGAAGCACGAGGGAAAGAGAUGUCCGCCGUCGAGAGCGCCUUGGAUGUCCUCUCCAGAGCGGCCACCAUGGUGCAAGAAGAGAGGCCGAAGACGACGAAUCUCCACCGGAAGCCGAGCAGCGCGUGGCGCAAGGAGCGCAGAAGGGAUCCAAUCCAGAGUGAAGCGCUGGACAUGACCGCUGCCAGGGUUCAUCAUCACCAUCACAGCAGACCCAGUGUGAUUGUACCUACCACGCCGCAACCUGGAACGACUAUUGAGGACACGGCAGUAACGCCGACCCCGUCACUGACGCCGUCGGCGGCAGCAGGAGGCCAAAGAACCGGGGUCCGAACAGUGGGUGGUGUGAGUGAUCCCGCAAUAGACGAACAUUUCAAGCGAUCUUUAGGCCUAGAGGAGUACGCCGCAGUUUUCAACGCCACUACUACUGACAAAGAAGCAGGCCUCAGUGUGGAUGAUCACUUUGCAAAGGCUCUUGGAGAAACCUGGACGAGGCUGCAGGCAACCAGCAGAAGCAAGGACUCGACCUAACUGCCGGACAGUUAACCAAAAGUCCUCACCAUCGUCGUUGCGGUUGCUUCCGUUUUCUUCGCUGUGACAAUGUGGUCUCGCACACCUCUGUCUAAUCAAUCUAUAAAUUUACGUGAAAUUGCUACCAAUAUUCGUAGAAGGAACAGUGGGAGCAACCAACGAACUUUGUAUUAUUAAUAUUAUUACUAUUACUACUACUACUAUUACUACUAC